Molecule: messenger RNA, 704 nt
Organism: Dendroctonus ponderosae (mountain pine beetle)
Lineage: Eukaryota; Metazoa; Arthropoda; Insecta; Coleoptera; Curculionidae
Product: ethanolamine kinase-like
Biological process (GO): phosphatidylethanolamine biosynthetic process
Cellular component (GO): cytoplasm
Molecular function (GO): ethanolamine kinase activity
Source: RefSeq, a predicted model, not a curated record
AGCACACACAGUCAGAAAAAUAAAUCAGAACUUUUUUAAAUUUCAUUGAUUAUUGAUUAGCUUAGCUAGCAUACAGGGUCCCCACAACAAUGCCUCAAAUGAUCAAUAAUGAAUGAUUUAUGGCAUUUAUCGCGGUUGAAUUAUACAACGGAUUACGGGUGUUUAAAGUAAUAACAUAAUUUAUAACCAAAUACCUUGCGAAAAUUGUUUUAGGCCAGCUAUGAGCUAAAUAACAGGGGCAAACCAAAGCAACAAUACAAACUGAAAUUCUUCGAUCGAUAGAAUUGCAUUAAUUGCAAUUAAUAACCUGAUCGAUAACUUGAUCAGAAUCGAACAAUUUAAUUUCGAAUAACAAUCGGCCAACACUAGACUUUCAAGGUAUUGCGGAGAUUUCAACACUCGAGCCAUCCAACAACCCGUUCAGUUGGCGCAACAGCAGCCAUUAUUAAAUAAUUGUUUUAUUUAUUAAGCGACAUCAAUAAUUCCAACAGAGAGCAAAAGUAAAUGGAAUUUAAUCUAAGCUGUUCGUUGGUGCCAGUCGAGCCAUUCAGCACAACGCGACGUGUUCGAUGGCUCCAGUAAUGGAACGUGGUCGAUUCGAGCAUAUCAGUGUGAAAGUGAACGAGAACGAUCUGGAAACCGGAGCUGUGAAGAUUUUGAGAAUUAUCCGACCUGAGUGGCAAGUGGCCAACAUCAGAUUCAAG